This is a messenger RNA of Propithecus coquereli (Coquerel's sifaka), 1496 nucleotides long. Its product is annotated as D(1B) dopamine receptor-like. Gene Ontology annotation, biological process: adenylate cyclase-activating adrenergic receptor signaling pathway. Gene Ontology annotation, cellular component: plasma membrane. NCBI's taxonomy places the organism in Eukaryota, Metazoa, Chordata, Mammalia, Primates, Indriidae. The record is from RefSeq and is a predicted model, not a curated record. Gene Ontology annotation, molecular function: dopamine neurotransmitter receptor activity; G protein-coupled receptor activity.
GAUGGGGCCGCCCGGGGGCGCAAGUCUGAAGUUGGGACGUCGCGCAGCCCGGCCCUGCAGCCGAGCCCGACAUGCUGCCGCCGGAGUGCAACGGCACCGCGUCCCUGGGACGGUUGGGGCUGCAGCAGCCGGCGCAGGGGGACGCCAUGGUGGGAUCGGCGGGGGCGCUGCCGCUGGGGUCCGCACAGGUGGUCACCGCCAGCCUCCUGACCCUGCUCAUCAUCUGGACCCUGCUGGGCAACGUGCUGGUGUGCGCGGCCAUUGUGCGCAGCCGCCACCUGCGAGCCAAGAUGACCAAUAUCUUCAUCGUGUCUCUGGCCGUGUCCCACCUCUUCGUGGCGCUGCUGGUCAUGCCCUGGAAGGCGGUCACCGAGGUGGCAGCUUACUGGCCCUUUGGGGCAUUUUGCGACGUUUGGGUGGCCUUCGACAUCAUGUGCUCCACUGCCUCCAUCCUGAACCUGUGCAUCAUCAGCGUGGACCGCUACUGGGCCAUCUCCAGGCCCUUCUGCUACGAGCGCAAGAUGACCCAGCGUGUUGCCUUGGUCAUGGUCGGCCUGGCUUGGACUUUGUCCAUCCUCAUCUCCAUUCCAGUCCAGCUCAACUGGCACAGGGACAACUCAGGCUCCUGGGGUGGGGUGGACCUGCCAUCCAGCUUGGCCAACGGGACGCCCUGGGAGGAAGCCGGGAAGCUGGAGGUGAGGGCGGAGAACUGUGACUCCAGCCUGAACGGCACUUACGCCAUCUCCUCCUCUCCCAUCAGCUUCUAUCCGGUGGCCCUCGUGAUCGUGACCUACACGCGCAUCUACUGCAUUGCCCAGGCGCAGAUCCAUGGGAUUUUGUCACUGGAGAGGGCUGUGGGGCAUGUGCAGAGCUGUCGCAGAUGCGCUGUCUGUGCGCCUGACACCAGCCUGCCAGCUUCCAUCAGGAAGGAGACCAAGGUCCUCAAGACCCUGUCGGUGAUCAUGGGGGUCUUCGUGUGCUGCUGCUGGCUGCCCUUCUUCAUCCUUAACUGUGUGGUUCCUUUCUGCAGCAGACACCCUGAGGGCCCGCGGGCCGGCUUCCCGUGCGUCAGCCAGAUGACCUUCCACGUCUUCAUCUAGUUGGGCUGGGCCAACUCCUCUCUCAACCCUGUCAUCUAUGCCUUCAACGCUGACUUCCAGAAGGUGUUUGCCCAGCUGCUGGGGUGCAGCCAUCUCUGCCCCUGCACCCCGGUGGAGACAGUGAACAUCAGCAAUGAGCUUGUCUCAUACAACCAAGACACCGUCUUCCACAAGGAGAUCGCAGCUGCCUACGUCCACAUGAUCCCCAAUGCGGUGACCCCCAGGGUCAGCGAGAUGGACAAUGAGGAGGAGGAGGAGGGCCCUUUAGAUCGAAUGCGCCAAAUCUCUCAGACUUCCGCAGAUGGCGACCAUGCUGCAGAAUCUGUCUGGGAGCUGGACUGUGAGCGGGAGAUUUCAUGGCAAAUAACUCCUUUCACCCCAAAUGGAGUCCAUUAA